AUGGCGACAAGCCUCAAGCUCAACAUCCCCACCGUCGCCCCUCGCGGUUCUCCCGCUUUCGCUCAGGCUCUGAAAGCUUGUUGUGCUAUUACCGCUUUUCAGGCCGAUCAGGUUCAAUUCUGCAAGUCAACCGACACCGCUGUAUCGUUAGAAGCACCAAAGGAGGGUGUAACUAUCGUUGAUAUAAACGCUAUUGUAAGGUACCUCGCUCGGGUCGGUGGAGCCGGGUUUAAGGCCGAAAGAGCCCCGGACGACGCUUGGAUCGAGUGGGAAGAGCUGGUGUUACGGCCGAGAAUUAGUGAGCUUUCGACCGUACUGGAUUUGGCCGAACAGUUGUUGGUUAAGAGUGGUAUCGUAGGGACUGCUGCUGCUGUUUCACCUGCACAAAUCAUCCUCUUCUCGACGCUUUACGAUUCUACGGCUGGUGCUUCGCCGAGUAUUCUUGAUAAACACCCACAGUUAAAAACUUGGUUCCGAAAGACGUUGGGUAGCGAGUGGGCUAUUGAAGGCAUUCAGAAAGCUGCAGCUAUGACUACAGUAGCACCUGCUGAUAAUUCUUCCGCAAAGGCGGUGAAGGGAGCUGCUGGAACUGCUCCAAAGGUUGAAAAGAAGCCUGUUGUUGUUGGCACUGUUGCCGAUAGGAAGCUUGGAGAUGGAAUUGAGAUGAAGGUUUAUAAGGAUGGUGAGAAGAUUCUCCCAAUCCCUGGACAGCGAAACGUUCUCAUCACCUCUGCCCUCCCAUACGUCAACAAUGUCCCACAUCUUGGCAAUAUCAUCGGAUCCGUCCUCAGCGCCGACGUCUACUCCCGUUACUGCAAAGCUCGUAACUACAACUGUCUCUACGUUUGCGGCACGGACGAAUACGGUACCGCGACCGAAACGAAAGCCCUUGAAGAGAAAGUUACGCCUCGCGAACUCUGCGACAAGUAUAACGCCCUUCACAAGGCGGUUUACAAAUGGUUCAAUAUCGGUUUCGACCACUUCGGUCGUACGACCACAGCUGAACAAACGGAAAUUGCUCAGGAUAUCUUCUUGAAACUUCACAAGAACGGAUACCUUUCUGAAGACUCGAUUACCCAGCUUUACUGCGAACAGCAUGAUGGUUUCCUUGCUGAUCGAUAUGUCGAGGGCACCUGUCCUAAAUGCAACUAUGAUGACGCCCGUGGUGAUCAGUGUGAUAAGUGUGGAACUCUUCUCGAUCCUAUGGAGCUUAUCAAGCCUCGCUGCAAACUCGAUAAUGCUACACCUGUCGUCCGACCCACCAAACACAUCUACCUCGAGCUCGGCAAGCUACAGCCACAAGAAGAAGCAUGGUUCAAUAAGUCCGUCGUCGAGGGUGCCUGGGCCCGUAAUGGUAAAAUGAUCACUGAAUCCUGGUUGAAGGAGGGUCUUCAAAAGCGAGCUAUCACAAGAGAUCUAUCAUGGGGUACACCAUUACCAAAGGAAGGAUUUGAAGAUUACCAAAAGAAAGUGCUGUACGUCUGGUUUGACGCCUGCAUUGGAUACGUCUCCAUCACCGCAACAUACACACCCGAAUGGGAACGAUGGUGGAAAGACCCCGACAACGUCAGGCUCUACCAGUUCAUGGGUAAAGAUAACGUUCCCUUCCACUCCGUCAUCUUCCCAUCUUCGCAACUUGGUACGGGCGAUAAAUGGACCAUGGUACACCAUAUCUCCACCACUGAGUAUCUCCAAUACGAAGGCGGGAAGUUUUCGAAAUCGAGAAACGUUGGUGUCUUUGGUAACAAUGCAGAAGAUACUGGUGUUCCAGCUGACGUAUGGAGAUUCUAUCUCCUUGCCUCGAGACCCGAGACCGGUGAUACACAGUUCAUCUGGCGAGAUUUCAUCUAUAAGAACAACAGCGAGCUUUUGGCAAGAUUUGGUAACUUUGUUAACAGACUUGUUAAGUUCGCUAUCGCAAAGUAUGAAGGUCUUGUACCGGAUUAUACCACGGCUGGCAAUGAUCCUGCCUUUGACUCAUUCAAAGCGGAUAUUAAUAAGCUGUUGAAGGAAUACGUUGAAGAACUUGAAGCCGUCCACAUCCGUACCGGAACCGAAUUACUCAUGCAGGUUGCCCAACGCGGCAACCAAUUCUUGCAGGACAAUAAACUCGAUAACGCAACUUUUGCGGCCGAACCGGCUAAGACUGCGGCUGUCGUCGGGUUGGGCUUGAACUUGAUCUACUUGCUAUCGGCUUUGAGUUAUCCAUACAUGCCGGCUACGGCGGAAUCGAUCGCUAGACAGUUGAAUGCGCCGCUAAGGAACAUUCCAGAUACUUGGGAGUUGGACUUGAAGGUUGGGCAUAGGAUUGGAGCGGCGGAGUAUUUGUUUAGUAUGAUUGAUAUGAAGAAGGAAGGGGAGUGGCAACAGAAGUAUGGAGGGGAUAAGAAAGUUGAGGAGGCUUUGAAGCAGGAAGAGAAGAAGAAGAAGGCUGAUAAGAAGGCCAAGAGGAAGGAAGCUGCGAAGAAGGGGGGUGAUGGUGGAGCUGCUGCUGCUGGGCCGUCGAAUGUUGUUGCUAAUUAA
Orbilia oligospora ATCC 24927 is the source of this 2523-nucleotide messenger RNA. RefSeq lists its product as uncharacterized. Gene Ontology annotation, cellular component: cytosol; aminoacyl-tRNA synthetase multienzyme complex. The transcript is spliced from 4 exons. The coding region runs from base 1 to 2523 and encodes 840 amino acids. The record is from RefSeq and is a predicted model, not a curated record. Gene Ontology annotation, molecular function: ATP binding; methionine-tRNA ligase activity. Gene Ontology annotation, biological process: methionyl-tRNA aminoacylation. NCBI's taxonomy places the organism in Eukaryota, Fungi, Ascomycota, Orbiliomycetes, Orbiliales, Orbiliaceae.